CAAGGAGUCAUCUUGCUGAGAGACACACACACAGGUUGCAGGAUGGUGUUGAAGGCUGUGGUGAGUGUAGUGGUGUUGGUCGGAGUGGUGGUGAUUCCUGCCUUCACAAGCAGCAAUUCUGGGGAUUUAACAAGACCACAACCUCGGGAGUGGCCCUGUCCUAUAGAAACCGACUUCUACCCUUGCGUGUGUACUAACAAUGAAAAUUAUGAGCUAAGUAUAGACUGUUCUGCUGUUGAAACAGAUCAAGAUUUAUCAGACGCUUUUUACUAUGCUGAAUUUCCUUUUAGCCAUUUCAAGGAGUUUAAAAUAGAACACGACCCAAAUGAUCCCAAAAUGACACUGACCACACUUGAUCCUUACACCUUCCGUACCUUAACAUUUGAGCGAAUCACCAUAAGCGGCACCAAGAUCGAAAUUAUACAGGACGAAGACUUCUCUAACUCCCACGAUACACUCACAUAUCUUAACCUCGCAAGCAACAAGAUAACUUACUUCCCAUUCGACUCCAUACAAGGCUACACAAACCUGCAGACUUUGUCUCUUGACGAUAAUCAAAUUGAAGUUUGGCCAAACUUUGAGUCAGAUUCUCUGGAAUACCUCAGCUUCAGUGGCAAUGAAGGAAUUACCCUCACUGAUUUUACCAAUACACCAAAUCUACGAGAAAUUUAUAUGGCACGAAACAAACAUGAUACUCUUCCAUAUCAGUUGUUUUGGAAUCUGUUCAACCUUACUGUAGUGGACCUACAGAGAAAUGAAAUGACUUUCGUGGAUGAAUAUUACAUAGCCUCUCAGAGCAACGCCUUAACCACCAUUAAUUUGGACCACAACAAAAUAUCAGUUAUCCGUCACGACGCUUUUCACGGGUUGCUUCCUGAUGCUGAAGUCUCAAUGAAGAACAACUCGGUAGUUGAUCUGGACGAGGACUCGUGGAGUCACCUACUUGAUCAGCUUGUACCAACGGGAACUCUUGACCUAGCAGGGAAUCCACUGAGGUGUGGCUGCGAGAUUGACUGGAUAAUGUUCUCUCCUAAGCAAAUUGAUCUCAGCAUCUUCACCGACACGACUACCUGCAUCAGUGGCAAUCAACUCAUCUUCCUUGACGUUCAAUACUUCUGUGACAGAUGUGUGCCCAACAACUGCUCGACAACUUAGCCUGCAGGCAGUGUCCUGCAGAAAGUAACAUGGCUGCCUGAUCAGCUAUCGACAGUUUUAAAUUUCCAUCCCCAGAGUCUGACCACUUAACACCAUCUUCAGUGUUUAAAAGCUUCUGUCAGACCCAUAUAUACUGACACCAUCUCGGCCCUUAAUUUACAAAGCGUGUCACUAAAAAAAAACUGCCUAUUUAUUGCAAACCAGUUUUACUAAAUCGUCAAGGAAACAAUUAGAGAAAAAAAUGAUCUAAGAUAUAUAUAAGGACGGAAAAUUGUCACCUGACAAAUGUCUCAGACGUCACCGAUAGAACUUCAACCUGUCACCGAUAUCUUAGUAGCAUCUCGUUAAUAACAUCCUUAUUAUAAACUAUGUACUGUAUGACCUGCCUUCUUAGUAAUAUGUAAUGAAUUAUGUAUAUUAAGCAUUCUUAAUAGGGUAUAUACACUAUAUAUAUAUUAUAUAUAUAUAUAUAUAUAUAUAUAUUAUAUAUACCUUAGCCCUAACUAAAACAAAUAUAAAUAAUAAACACCCGAACAGUUUGUAUAAGUUUUAAAGUCCUGUGAAUUUUAGGUCAAGAAUUAUUUUAUGUAACAGAUUUAAGACAAAUCAAAAAGGACAUUCCAUUGCCUAUGUAAAUUAUAAUUUUCUGCCUCUUGGAUAUUCAUACAAAUAUUUUUUUCUCCA
This is a messenger RNA of Cherax quadricarinatus, 1839 nucleotides long. RefSeq names its product oplophorus-luciferin 2-monooxygenase non-catalytic subunit. Lineage: Eukaryota; Metazoa; Arthropoda; Malacostraca; Decapoda; Parastacidae. Gene Ontology annotation, molecular function: protein binding. The record is from RefSeq and is a predicted model, not a curated record. Gene Ontology annotation, cellular component: extracellular matrix.